CGCCCGCCCACCCGCACCUGCUCCAUCACUCCAUCGUCCGGUCAGGAAGAAAGCCCCCUGAGGAAGAUGUCCACCGCCGCCGGCGCCCCGGGCCCGGAGCAUGCCGCUGGCCAUGAUGAACAGCUCCAGAAGCUGACACAAAUCAACGCCAACCUGAUCGAGGGCCUGGCGAAGCUGGUAGCUGGUGGUGGCCCGGCGCCCGGGCCACUUCCCGGCACCCAGGCAGCCACCCCUGGCUCGCUCCCCGGCGGCGGCCUCACGCCCAGUGCCUCGACCAUGUCCUUUCACGAUGUGCUUGGGACGGUUCCUCUCUCCGGCAAGGAUGACCCACCGAAGACGCCUGCUCGGAGCUCCCUCUCUUCGUUGAUUAGCACCCCCAGCCGGCUGUUCACCAGUGGCAAGAAGUCCAGCGGCGCCGGGGUCCGCAUUUCCAGUGUCUCGCAGACCGGCACGGUUCUCGGCCCGGUGACCAACUCCGUGCUCUUGGUGACACACCCCUCCGGGACCGAGGCCAUGGGGGGUGCCCCGCCGGCGGCCGCCACCAUGGAACUCCUGCCCAAUGGGCAGGUCCCCCUGUGGGCCGACACCGUCAGCCGCAGCGUGCUCGUGCAUCUGACCACGCGCGAGCGCAAGCGCCAGGAGGCCAUCUUCGAGCUGCAUCGGACCGAGACGAUCUUCGUUCGUACGCUGGCCGAGAUCGAGCAUAUUUACUUCCAUCCCCUGAACAAGGCCGACUUGCCGGUGGCCAAGGAGAGCUUGGCCCUCUUCUCCAACUUCCAUGAGAUCACUUCGGUCCAUGCGGCCUUCACGGUGGCCCUGAAUUCUCGGCGCUUCUCCUCCCCGACCCCGGUCAUCAAGAAGAUCUCGGAUCUGGUGCAGCCAUUUAUCGAGUCGCUCCAGCUGUACCUGCCGUACUGCCUAAACAUCCCAAAGGUGGAGGCCGAGCUGAAUCGCCUCCGCCAGGCCAUCCCCGAGUAUGAGACGAAAAUCCGCGACGCCAUGGCCGCUGUGCGGCCCGCCACCGCGGCCAGCACCGGCGCCCCCGCCACCGGGACCACCCUCAUGUGGAAUCCCCAUGAGAAUUUGAUGCAGCCGAUGAACCGCCUUUUCAAGUAUCCGGCCCUGCUGCGCCAGAUCUGCACCUACACGGCGAUCGAUGGCCCGGGAGGCGAUCUGGAUGAGCACCUGGCCCUGGCCCGGUGCUGCCGGCAGAUCGACGCCCUGCUGCAGCAAAUCAACGAAGCGCAGCGUGCCAGCGAGGCGCGCGAGCGGCUGGCCUUCCUCCAGCGGGCCGUGGACUUUGCCUCGGUGGCGCCGGGGUUCCGCCUGACGGCUGGGCCUGGCGAGGGGGUCCGCUUCGAGAGCCCGAUCACGCACAUGGAAAUCGGCCGCGAUUGCUCCAUUCAAAGCCGCCACGAGCUGACCAUGGUGUGUGUCGGCCGGCACUUGCUGCUGCUUCGGCGCCCGACCGCCGGAGCCGAGCGCCUGACGCCGAUUGAGGCGCCGAUCGACCUCGACGACGUGACCACCUUCAACAUCCCGGACCCCUCGCCUGGCCUGCGCCACCUGUUCGAGCUGCGCAUCGCCCAGCCCAAGCAGCUGAUGGUUGUGCAGGUCCCCUCUGCCGAGGACAAGCAGCAGUGGCUGGGGCUGCUCCGCGAGUCGACUCUCGACGCUCAGGCGGCCUAUGCCAGCCUCCGGCUGCCGGUCGACACGGCCGCCUCGGCCGGGACCCCAACCACGCCAACCGGGGCCGAGGGCGCGCCGGGAGCCGAGGGUGCUGCCCCGGCGCCUGUGCCCCUGCAGCCGCUCGGCGUGUCGCUGGCCUCCAACCGCGACGAGUUGCUGAACUCCCCGGCCGCCGGGCCGGCGGUCUCGUGGCCGAAGUUCUUCCGCCGGUCGACCAGCUCCGGUGCCAUUUCGGUGGCCGCCAGCGGGGGCGGCACCGGCGGCGUCGGCGGCGGGCCCGGCGCCUCGACCACCGGGACCCCUGGCUCCCAGUCCAAUGCCCUGGCCAUCACAAAGGCCGUCAUCUCCACCAUCUCCACCGGGUCGGGCCUGGCCACGCCACUGGCCGGCGGGUCGGGUGCCGGCGGCGCCGGUGGCCCGGGGGUUCCCCUGCCGCCCGGUGUCGGCGUCCGGCGCGAGCGCGUCAGCUCCAACGAGGUGGCCCUGACCGAUGAGCAGAUGGGUCUCUGCCACAAUGAGCGGAACAUCUUCAAGACCGUGGUCAUGGUGCAGCAGCUCCGGGACAGCUCCUGGGAGAAGCUCGGCCGCGGCGACCUGAUGCUGGCCUUCCACCUGGAUUCCGGCAAGACGCGCAUCAUCUACUAUCGCGACGACUUGAAGAAUCUUUCCUGCAUGACUUGGUCCCUGAAUGCGUGGCUCAUGCCGCGCAUGGUGAACGACCGGUAUGGCGAGCGCACGGUCAACAUCGUGCUGAUCACUGCCCCCGGCGAGAUGGGGUCCUUCAGCAUUACCUGCCGCAAUGCCGCCCUGGCCGAUGAAUUCCACCAGCUGAUCGGCCGGCACAUGAACCAGCUCCAUGUCGGGCCGGGCGGCCAGCCCCUUGGCCCGGUUCUGCCCUGUGGUCCGACCGCGGCCAAGGCCGCCGCCGAGAAGCUCGCCGGCAGUGACAUCGCCAGCACCACUCCCACCGCCGCCACCCCUGUCACCACCACCACCACCACCACCACCGCUGCUGCUGCUACCGCUGCUGCUGCUGCUACCGCUGCUGUUGCUACUGUCACGGGCGAGGCUGCAGCCGGUCCCGCGGCCGAGAUCACCACCGACAGUGUGUCCGGGGAUCCUGGCGCCCCCGCCAAGGACAUGGCCGCUGAGGAUGCUGCGUCCAUGGAGGCAGUGACCGCUGAGGCUGUCGCUGCCGAGCCUGCUGCUGUCGAAGCUGCUGCCACCGCUGAGGCGGGUGACACCACCGAGGCCGGGGCGACUGCCAAUGUCACCGAGCCCUCCGGGACCGGUGUGCCGGCCUCGCCUGCUGUCGCUGCCGCUCCCGGUACUCCUGCUGGCACUCCGGCAUCGCCGACCCCCAUGGCCGCGGCUGUGGCGGCUCCGCUUCCGGCGUCGCCGAUCCCCUCGGCCGCCCUGCACACCCCUCUGCCGGCGUCGCCACAGCUGCUGGUGUCGGUGGCCCAGCACCGGCAGCUGGAGGCGGCCGCCAGCGCGGCCGGGCUGCGCUCGCCCCAGACGCCCAACCGCCUGUCGCGCUUCAUCGAGUCGCACGUGCCUUCGUCGCCGACGUUGUCGGGCGCCCCGCCGCCUGUCAUGGCCGAGUACCCGGAGCAGCUCCCCCGGUCGCCGAUCCCCGUUCCCCGGACGGCGGAUGUCCUGUUCGCCGACUCCGAGAGCGACAGCGACGCCAUCCCGGUUCUGCUGCGCGUGUCUUCCGACGAGGAGACGGAAGAGCAUGAGGACGAGGUGGAGGGGCUGGCCCUGGCAUCGACGGCCGAUGCCGGCCACGCCGGCGGGCAGCACGAUGAGGAUGACUUUGACGCGCCCUUCUUCGUGCGGCUGAAUGACGCGACGGACCUGCUGCCGAUGCCCAGCCCGGCGCAGACGGCCGCCCUCCUGGCCGCGGCGGCCUCCUCCCCCACGGCGGCCAUUCCCUCAUCGCCGGUGCAUAUCCUGCUGAGCCAUGCCAUGCGGUCGCCGCCCCCGCCGCCGGCAUCGCCGCUGGCUGCCGGCGCGCGUCUCGGCCUGGCGGCCACGCUGGUGGAGACGCCAGCCGGGCGCAUGGCCCUCGGUGGUGGCAGCGCCGCGGGGCUGGCCGGUGCUCGGCGCCGGCCCGGUACCCCGGCCACGGCUUCGCUGCUGGCCACGGUGACCACGGCCCCGGCCGAGUCGCCGGAGAUCCUCGGCACCGACAGCCUGCGGGCCGUGGAGCUUGACGAUGGCACCGCGGCUCGGGCACAUGCCGGCCCCCAGGAUGAGACUGUGCCGUCCUCCUGCUCGUCCUCCGACGGUGGGCAUUCCAGCGAUGACGACGACGAUGACGAUGACGACAUGUACUUCACGCCGAUGCGGUCGCUGGAUACCCCGGCCGCGCCGGCCACCGUGGUCACGGUCAUCCGUCAGCCGGUUGGCAAUGUCCAGCCGCUGGUGAGCACCCCCCUCCCGGUCUUGGGGACCGGCGAGUCGACGGGCCAGGCCCGUGCGCUGGCCGGGCCGCUCGGGGCCAGCGACGACUGCCUGUCGGCCCUGCCGCAGCCCAUCCGCGGCCCGCUCUUCGAACCGGUGGCCGGGGAUGCUGGGGCCGCCUCGGCGCCGGCCGCCGCCGGCCCUGUGGCCAUCUGCCUGGACACCUUCGAUCCGGACACGUGCGACGAUGUGGUCGCCCUGCGGCAGUAUUCGCAUGCGGUGCGCGCUGCCCUGGAGGCCGAGCGCGCGGCCGUGGCCGACCUCACCCGCCGGCGAACCUACGAGCAGGCGGUCGUCACGCGGCUCAUGCAGCAGUACAACAAUUACCGGGUCCAUGCGGAAGCCGAGCUGAGCCGACUGCGCGAGCAGCGCAGUGUCCUCUUCUCCAGCCUCCCGGUCAAUAGCCCCGGCACGCUGCUGACCGUUCAGACUGGCACCCCGGCCACUGGCGACAUGGUGGCUGAUGAGGUGGGCGCCGCCGCUGCCCCGCCCUCUCCGUCGCCCCUCCCGCCGGCGUCGCCCCUGGCCACCGGCGGUAGUGAGUAGCCAGCUGCUGGGCGAUCUCCUCCUCCUCCUCCUCCUGCACCUGUGCAGGAAUGGGUCCAUCAAAAUAAACAUGCAUUUUCCCA
This is a messenger RNA of Fonticula alba, 4787 nucleotides long. RefSeq lists its product as hypothetical. The record is from RefSeq and is a predicted model, not a curated record. NCBI's taxonomy places the organism in Eukaryota, Rotosphaerida, Fonticulaceae. Gene Ontology annotation, molecular function: guanyl-nucleotide exchange factor activity. Gene Ontology annotation, biological process: positive regulation of Rho protein signal transduction. Bases 67 to 4704 code for a protein of 1545 amino acids. The transcript is spliced from 7 exons.